AUGGUGGGGGGUUGGAAGGGCGAGGCUGUUGAGUGGCAUAGAACCCAUGGGGCUAGAGAGACUCCAGAAUAUCCAAUCCAACCUUGGAACCUCGGAGCAUUAAGCCUCAAGUCAAACCCAUCUGAGCUUUGA
This is a messenger RNA of Penicillium digitatum Pd1, 132 nucleotides long. NCBI's taxonomy places the organism in Eukaryota, Fungi, Ascomycota, Eurotiomycetes, Eurotiales, Aspergillaceae. The record is from RefSeq and is a predicted model, not a curated record.